CCUUUCGUAACAAAAAAUAUCAAACUCGUUACCAAAAAAGGAUGUUAACUCGGAAUCAGCGCCUAAUAUCCUCAAUAUGCUUGUCUAGACUAGUUUAUGGAGCAAAACGACGGUGUUCGGAAGGCCAAACGGCAAUCCAAAAGCAAAAAAUAGGCAUGGUAUUGAGAGGGUUUUAGGUGAAGAGGUUAAGGGUUUUGAUUGGAAAUGGAGAACAGCGUGGAGCAGACUCUGCAAGAUGGGAAGCUGUACAGGCACCUCAAUUCUCUCAUCGUUGCUCAUCUUCGUGACAACAAUCUCAAUCAGGCUGCAAGUGCAGUUGCUUCAGCAACUAUGACACCGUUGAAUGUUGAAGCCCCACCUAAUAAGCUUCUGGAGCUGUUUGCUAAGGGUCUUGCAGUGGAGAAAGAUGAGAUGUUAAGAGGGGUUACAUCAUCUGCAUUGUUUGAUUUGGGUACUUCAUUACCUGCAUCAUAUGGCUCAAUCCCUGCUCCUCGUGCUGCUGCUGUUGAUUUCAGUGCUGUGCAGGAUACAAAAGGGUCAUCAAAAAGUUUUCCAAAGCAUGAGACACGGCAUCUUUCAGAGCACAAGAAUGUAGCCAGAUGUGCAAGAUUUAGUCCUGAUGGGAGGUUUGUUGCCACCGGAAGUGCAGACACAUCCAUAAAGCUGUUUGAGGUUGCAAAAAUUAAGCAAAUGCUGCUACCAGAUGCAAGAGAUGGUCAUGUGCGACCUGUCAUUCGGACGUUUUAUGACCAUAUACAACCAAUAAAUGAUUUGGAUUUCCAUCCUCAAAAUACUGUUCUGAUAUCUGGCGCCAAAGAUCACACUAUCAAGUUCUUUGAUUUUUCCAAAAUGACUGCAAAGAGAGCAUUCAGAGUUAUACAGGAUACACACAAUGUGCGUUCUGUAUCUUUUCAUCCUUCUGGAGAUUUUCUUUUAGCAGGAACUGAUCAUCCAAUCCCACACUUGUACGAUGUCAAUACCUUUCAGUGUUAUCUAUCUGCGAAUGUGCCAGAAAUUGGUGCUAAUGGAGCCAUAAAUCAGGUCAGGAAUUCAUCUACAGGUGGCAUGUAUGUUACAGCAUCUAAAGAUGGUGCUGUUCGGUUAUGGGAUGGGGUAACUGCCAAUUGUGUGCGCUCCAUAGUUGGUGCACAUGGAGUGGCUGAGGCAACUAGUGCAAAUUUUACAAAGGAUCAAAGGUUUGUUCUCUCUUGUGGGAAGGAUUCGACUGUGAAGCUUUGGGAAGUUGGCACUGGAAGAUUGGUCAAACAAUAUCUUGGAGCUACACAUACACAGUUGCGGUGCCAGGCUGUUUUCAAUGACACUGAAGAAUUUGUACUAUCCGUAGAUGAACCAAGCAAUGAGAUUGUAGUAUGGGAUGCUCUGACAGCAGAGAAAGUAGCACGGUGGCCGUCCAAUCAUAUCGGUGCGCCCCGCUGGGUUGAGCACUCACCAGUAGAGGCAGCCUUCAUUUCCUCUGGGACUGAUAGGUCUAUCCGGUUCUGGAAGGAAAUACUCUAGGUUGAAUAUGGAUGGCAUCCAUUGUGAUACUUAUUGGACUUCUCAUCUUAUGAACUUCUGAAGACUGAAGACAUCCCCUUGCAAGUUUGAGAAACUGGAAAAACCAGGCAAGCUGAGAAUAAACUUGAGCUUUUAAAGCGUCAUCUUAAGAGCAAACAACUUGAAUAAAAACCGAAGAGUUCAAAGUUGUAACAGGUGUGGUGCGUUGCAUCUCUCGUUUUCUACUAUAUUUCACAUACCAUUGCUGUUCAAUGCAAAAUAAUAAUCAGGUGAACCUCUGAAGAUUAAAGCAUAUGAUGUACCAAUAUCUACACGAUCAGACCUGGGCUGACUAGGCCCAUUGAGGACCAACCGCUGGGCCUAAAACCACUAGCCACCUGGGCCCAGUAGCUCGACCACCUGGCCAAGGAACCGGGAAGGGCAUGUAGUAGGGAAUCACCCUUACUGCCACCUCAUCGCAACUGUCCCUAUAUUUCUUGUAUGAAAUUAAGGAACACUUUCUACCCCUGAUCUUUUAUUACUUCUGCAAUCAAACUAUUAAAUUUUAAAGUGUCAAUUUAGGGUUACUAUUUUUCAAUUUCUUGCAAUGUCUAACCUUCCUGUCCAAAUUCAACGUUAAAUCAGUGACCCACUGGUGGGACACAUUUUCCCAUUUUUUUAGAAGGGAGGGGUAUUUUGGGGAUUUUACUUUUUCCAUUAGAAUUUAAUGUUGAAUUUGAACGGGAGGGUUGAUAUUGAAAAAAAUUAAAAGAUGGUGACCCUAAAUUGACAUUUUUUAGUGUUGACAUUCAUUCCUAUGCAAA
Alnus glutinosa is the source of this 2321-nucleotide messenger RNA. Its product is annotated as cleavage stimulation factor subunit 50. Lineage: Eukaryota; Viridiplantae; Streptophyta; Magnoliopsida; Fagales; Betulaceae. Gene Ontology annotation, cellular component: mRNA cleavage stimulating factor complex. Gene Ontology annotation, molecular function: RNA binding; protein binding. Gene Ontology annotation, biological process: mRNA 3'-end processing. Bases 205 to 1518 code for a protein of 437 amino acids. The transcript is spliced from 15 exons. The record is from RefSeq and is a predicted model, not a curated record.